Molecule: messenger RNA, 1047 nt
Organism: Psilocybe cubensis
Lineage: Eukaryota; Fungi; Basidiomycota; Agaricomycetes; Agaricales; Agrocybaceae
Exons: 7
Coding region: 1-1047 (348 amino acids)
Source: RefSeq, a predicted model, not a curated record
AUGCAUCCGUUACGGCUCUUUGUUGGAUUCGAAACGACUCAGGGAAUUUCGAAGAUGUUCAAACCUCAGCCUAAAUUCGGUAUGGGCUUUACCAUUGCCCUAUACCCUAUUGCAAUAAACGAGGCUGGAGGUUAUCCGGGACACGCAUUCCAGCCUGCCUUGAGGUUUAGUGGACUCUCUGUGAACUUCAUGUUCGCAGAACGAUCGAGUAUAGCUGUACCCAAGAUUUACAGUUUCCUUGUUUCUGAGCUCCUGCAACUUAUCAAUGGAUUACUCGAGCGCGACAUCAUCACCAAGCACUCCCGUCUAUCCGACACUUCGAUUCCCACCAAUGGACUUGGAUAUACGGCUGACUUGGAAGACAGCCUUGAAUAUCUUGUCAUACCCCCGUAUUCCGAAUUACCAUUUGGCCCCGACACAGUACACUACUAUCUUCCUCGUAGAGUUACAAACUGGCCGGAUUCGCUCUCUCUGGAGGUGUAUCCUGAUAUAUGGGCUUGUCAUCCCGAGUACUAUCGGCAGUAUUCCGGAGUAGGGGAUGUAGCUGUAAGCCAGAACCAGGGGCAGAGCCAUAUUACAAUCCAUGAACGCAACUUCAAUAACACUCCCAGCGGUUCAAGGUUGGGAGAUUUUGAACAGCAACCUUCGGUCACCACUCAGGAAAGGCAGAAUAUGAUAUUUCAUACAAUUGAACAUGGACACCCGCGCGAAGACACAGAAUGCUCCGGGAAUCGUCCCGUUGAGCGGAAUGAGGAGUAUAUCCGCCCAACCACAGCUCAAAGUGCCCGCGGAAGCAGUGAGACCCGGCCUCGCACGCGAGUAGAGCAAGGCCUGGGUGAUGGAAGGGGUAGUAGUAGGGGUGCAGAGUCCGCCCCAAUGCACUCCCAAGGGGAUGACGGUGCCCAAAUUCAAAGGCACUCUGACGGCAGCAGCAACGUCGGCCCCGAUCCACAUUCCAAGGGGCGCAUUGAUGCCUUUGGCAGGUCGGGUCUCGGCUUUGCGGUAACACUAUGGGCUAUUCGACGCAAAUUCGACGAAGUCAUAUAA